Messenger RNA from Hermetia illucens (black soldier fly), 8775 nucleotides. RefSeq lists its product as uncharacterized. The coding region runs from base 586 to 7362 and encodes 2258 amino acids. The record is from RefSeq and is a predicted model, not a curated record. The transcript is spliced from 8 exons. Gene Ontology annotation, molecular function: ATP hydrolysis activity; ATP-dependent chromatin remodeler activity; ATP binding. NCBI's taxonomy places the organism in Eukaryota, Metazoa, Arthropoda, Insecta, Diptera, Stratiomyidae. Gene Ontology annotation, cellular component: nucleus.
UGUAUCAGAAGAAGGGAAACUGUAAUGGCAGAAUCGCUGGCGAGUUUUUCCCAGUUUGUUUGCAAUUAAAGCGCGAUUGUUGCGCGUUCUAAUCGCGACAUUUUGCCCGCACAUUUUCCGGCCGUUGCAAGCAGUGUUUUCGUGCAAUAUUUCCCCAAUUAGUGUCUGUUUUUGCAGUUCUCCCCGGGACUUUGACAGAACGGACAGCCGUCGCGGAGUGCAGUUUGACGACUCACGACAAAAGCCUGAAAAUCCAAUAAAAAGUUGAGUGAAAUUCCGAUUUAUGAAUGAAACCCGAUCCGUGAGCUGCUAAUAGUGUGUCAGGAGUGUUUCGGUGCAGUUUUCAGUGAGAAUCGAGCGAAGUGCGAUGAAUAUUGAAUGAGGGAGUUUUCGCCCUGGCCAACCUGCCCGGACCAGCUCCCCGCCGAUUCGUGAGGACGUUGAUCCUUGCCGUGGACCGUCUUGUGGUGUUUUUUGUUGUGUUGCAGUGUUUUAAGCCAAAGUCCAGCCGUGAAAUGGGCUCGAAUGCCCGCUGCCCGCCACCUUGUUGAUUGAGCUCGUGCAAAUAUUACUCCAAAGUUUACAAUGGAGCAAAGUCUACCCGAGGAAGGUAUUCAGGCGGAAAACGCUACUUCGCCAAAAGUGGAUGGAGAUGCGGAGCCGCAAAGUGUAGAUUUGGACAAAGGGGAUAGUCCUAAAAUUGGGAAUGAUGAUUCCGCUGCGGCCGAGUCUAAACACACCAGCGAAGGCCAGGAUGAGGGAGAAGCGCGCCAAGGGAUAAAGCGCAAGUCGGAAGAUGUGCAAGCUGAGGACAGUAAAAGGAUUCUAUUGGAAGAGGAUAGCAUUCAAAAGGCCCAACACACUCUUCAGCCACCCUUACCUGAAGGACCUUUUCAGUCAGAAGUCGCUACGCAGCAGGCACCCGCAUACUUCAAUGCCACUUACCCGCAGGCUUACGAGUCGCAAUCGUUUGUCCCGCCACCGGAACAACAACCAUAUCAGGAGCAUUACGAGCAACCACGACCAUACGAAUCUCCCCAUCCUCCUCCACCAGUUGAUGAUCGAAAUUCGCAAUCCGCCCAUGAGUCCCCCGAGGCACCUUCUUACGCAAAUUCCCCGUCGCAACCACCUCCCGCUUCGACAGAUCCGACUGAAUCUGCUAAAGAAAUCUCCGAACCAAUCGACAUUCACGAGAAGCUUCGUGAAAUGGGCGAGAUCAGCGUUAAGCCCGUCUCCAAGACAUCCGAGCCUGGCUCGACGCUGACAAAGUCCAAUGAGGAGGAAAAUGAGGUCUCGGUGGAAAUCAAAAAGAAAUCUGCCGACAACGAUGCUGAGGUGAAACGCAUCACAAAUCUACGUAAAAAUAUCCGUGAAGUCAUGGAUGAGAACCAGUUGGACGCGACGACGCUUGCGGCUCAGCGCCAGGAGUCUGAGCGUCUGGCGCGAGUGCAAGUCCAGCAAAAAAUCAUCCGCGAACUGCAGCGACAAAUGGCCGUUGAGCGGCAGAACAAUCGCACACAGAAUCGAGUGUUGUCCUUGCUGCAGGGACAAACCUCGAUUCUGCGAGGGUCUUCCACAACCCUGGAGAGGGCGACGUCCCAAGCAGGUCAAUCAAGCCAGCCCGGAACGAGUCCUUCUGAUAUGUACAUCGUUAAAGGAGUAGCUUCCGAAGUCACGUUCAAAGGUUCCAGCUUCGUUGACGUUGAUAAACUUUCUGCAGGCAAUCUAACGCCGUCGGUCAGUAUAGCUCCAGUGCGCAGGAUGAAAAGCUUAGAGGACUCGGACAUGUCCGACGAGGAGUCCAUGAGUGAGGAAUCAGACAAGAAAGAAGUUGUCGAAAUCGUCGAUAGCUCGUCAGAUGAUGAUUGCAUCGUUCUAUCAGACGACGAGGAAGAAGAGGAGGAGCCAGAAGACGACCCUCACAACAGUGGACUGCACGUGAAGGAUGCGUACAAUAUUCCUGAUGAGCAAGGACGUGUUCUCAUCAACAUUGGUCACCCAGACAAUGAGGAGGACAUCUUUCUUGCUCCCCAGAUUGCGCGCAUCAUCAAACCCCACCAAAUCGGAGGCGUCCGAUUCCUCUAUGACAACAUAAUCGAAUCGACAGAGCGCUUCGACACUUCCACCGGAUUCGGUUGCAUUUUAGCCCAUUCCAUGGGUCUAGGGAAAACAUUGCAAGUUGUUUGUUUCUGUGAUAUAUUUCUAAGGCACACAAACUCCAAGUCCAUUCUCUGCAUUCUGCCCAUUAACACUCUCCAGAACUGGAUGUCAGAAUUCAAUAUGUGGCUCCCAGAGGACCCUGAAAAAAGUCCUAUGAGUGCGCACGGAGAAGUACGACCAAGAAACUUCAAAAUUUUCGUCCUGAACGAUCAGCAGAAGACCCUCGGGGCACGGUCGAAAGUCGUCUUAGAAUGGGCAAAAGUCGGAGGAGUUCUGCUUAUCGGAUAUGAGCUGUUCCGUUUGCUGAGCUUGAAAUUGGCAAACAAAAAGAAAAAGGGGAAGAAAGGCAACCCCGAGAAAGAAAAGGCCGAGACCGAGGCGCACAAACGGACUAUGGAAGAAAUUCACUCGGCCCUCGUCCGACCCGGACCGGAUUUGGUUAUUUGCGACGAGGGCCAUCGGAUCAAAAACUCGCACGCAAGCAUUUCAGUCGCUUUGAAGCAAAUUCGAUCCAAACGGCGUAUUGUCCUCACUGGGUAUCCGCUGCAGAACAACCUACUCGAGUACUGGUGCAUGGUGGACUUCGUGCGACCAAAUUACUUGGGCACAAAGACAGAGUUCGCAAACAUGUUUGAACGACCAAUCCAAAACGGGCAAUGCAUUGAUUCCACCCCUCAAGAUAUUAAGCUGAUGCGUUACCGCGCUCAUGUAUUGCAUUCCCUUCUCGUCGGUUUUGUGCAGCGAAGAUCGCAUAUUGUUCUUCAAAAUUCACUGCCACAAAAGGAAGAAUACGUAAUCCUAGUUCGAAUGACUUCCUUCCAGCGAAAACUGUACAAUACAUUUAUGAAUGAAGUCGUGCGUACGAAAGCCGUUCCGAAUCCGUUGAAAGCGUUUGCUGUUUGCUGCAAAAUAUGGAAUCAUCCCGACGUGCUCUACAACUUCUUGAAAAAGCGAGAAGCGGACUUAGAUUUGGAGUUGGAGGAAGUGGAGACACCUGAGUCAAAUCCGGCUACACCAGCCACUCCCGCUACUCCCACUACUCCCGCUACACCCACGACAAGUAAUCGAGGCAGGAAGAAAGGAACGCCCAAUAAAGCAACAAAGGGAGUGAACAAAAAUGGAAAAACUAUUCCAGCAGUUGAGGUUCAACCGAAUCAAGCCAAAAUUCCUUCUCAGGCGGUUGAGAACUCUCCUGUGAAGACUGAGCCUAAAACUGAGACCGAGUCAGUGUCACCAAAAAGUUCUAAUCCCGAACCAAAUGUUACUGAUUCUUCUCCAUUCUCUACUGGUGACCAAAGCAUGCCACCGCCUGCAACUGUUCCACCACCUCCUCCUCCUGUAGUUCCUCCGACCGACCAUCCCUAUCCACCAGAAAACACAUUUGCUCCGCCUCAACCACAAAGCUAUCCCGAAUCAGUACCAAAUGAUUUUCCUCAAGUCACAGAUCCCUCACAACCGCCCCCUGAAUAUCCUUCUCAACCUCCUUCACAUUUGCCCCCACAACUUCCACCGCAUCUGCAAUCUCAACCACCUCCGCCAUCAUAUCAGAACCCGCCCUAUCCAAACAACUACAACCCCUACAAUCCCUACGAGUACGAUAACUACUACGGGCAACAGUACGGAAAUAUGUACCCGCCGCCGCCGCAGCAGUAUCAGAACAGCCCUUAUGAUCCCUCCUACAUGUCCAAUCCGCAAAACAAUUAUUGGCAAAACAAUUACUAUGGCUACAACAACACAAAUCCAGUGAACAUGGAUCCUUACGGCCAAGUUGACGCAAGCUACGCAAAUCUUGUCCCGAAAGCAACUGAGUCUUUCGACAAUUCCAAACCCCCAUCGGCCGAGGAGAAAUCGUCUGAAAUAGUCGACCUCGACACGAAAGAAAUCAAAACAGUGGAAGCUCCAAUUGUCAAGGAAGAAAUCAAACUACCCGAGGAUCAGGAGCUCGGAUUGAAAAUCAAACAGGAAAACGGAGAUAGCGAUGUAAAAGAUGUUAAGAACGGACCGGCGGCAAAAGAGGAGAAAGAUGUGAAGGAAAUAAAGAAGGAAAAGGAAGAAUUAAGUGAAGAAUCAAUCAUUACAGCAACACCAGAAAAGGAUAAAGAGACUUCGCGUUCCAAGGAUGAUGGCAUUCCUUACGAUUGGGCGGUGGAAUUAAUGAAGGGAUAUGUUCCUGAUUUGCUUGAGAAUUCUCCGAAAAUGGUGAUAUUCUCUCAAUUGCUUGAAGAAAGUGUUAAGAUGGGCGACAGGAUAUUGGUCUUCAGUCAGAGUUUGCUGACACUCAACUUGAUUGAAAGGUUUUUGCAGAGAACUUCAGUUCCCGGUUGUGAUUUUAAUUGGGCGAAAAAUUCAACAUACUUUCGUCUCGAUGGAUCAACGUCAGCGAUCGAACGCGAGAAAUUGAUUAAUGAAUUCAAUGCAAAUCCACAUAUUCAUCUUUUUUUGGUUUCAACACGAGCUGGAUCGCUCGGGAUCAAUUUAGUUGGAGCCAACCGCGUGGUUGUGUUUGAUGCAAGUUGGAAUCCAUGCCAUGAUACUCAAGCUGUGUGCCGAGUUUAUAGAUAUGGUCAAAAGAAACCAUGCUUCGUCUAUCGUAUCGUCAUGGACAAUUGUCUCGAAAAGAAAAUCUACGACCGUCAGAUUAACAAGCAAGGAAUGUCAGAUCGCGUUGUUGAUGAAUGCAACCCAGAUGCACAUCUUUCCAUGAAGGAAGUCACAAACUUGUGCUACGACAACGAAGAAGAUGGCGAAGUGAAAGAUUUCACUGAAUGCAAAGAUAAAUAUUUGGAUGUUAUCAUGCAAAAGAUUAUCGAAUUGCACAGUGAUUUGUUGUCAAAGGAACCGUUUCAUCACGAAAGCUUGCUCGUUGAUAGAAAGGAGAAGAAACUAUCUCAAGCAGAAAAGCGUCUCGCUCAGAGAGGCUAUGAAAUGGAGAAAAGAGCUGCGGCCAAGCCAGCUUAUGUGUAUCAUUCUAUGGGUACACAGUAUCGUAUUAUGAAGACGCCGGAUGGAUCAAUCGUUCACAGGCCUGUGGCUUCGGUUCGACCUAUGCAAGCUGAGGGAGGAGAUAAAGGUCAUAUCACAAGGCCUGGCGGCGUCCGACCUACGCGAUGGAUUCCAGCUGAAGUAUGGCAGCGUCAAGGGAUGACGGCUCAAGAAAUGACUUUGCCGUUGGAUGUCGUGAUACCAACCAGUUCCGGUGAUAAGUCCAACAUUGUCCUUAAGGCAGGACAAAAGGUAAUGGUCCUGAAAUCGCCAAAAGGAAUUUACAUGCAACUGGAGACAGGCAAGAUCAUUGCUAUCCGGACAUCUUUUAAAAUGGGCCAAAACCAAAACAAAGAAAAAACAGAGGAAACUGAUGCUGGUUCAUCGAAUCUCCCGAAUCCUGACGAUUUACUUGCGAAACCAGUGCUAAAAGGGGAACAGAGCUCCACGUCACCGGGACAACAGAAUGCCAACAGCAUUGGUGCUGCGAAUAUGAGUAGCGGUAUGAUGCCUGGUAAACAACAACCUUUCCCGAUGGAAGUCAAUCGAAGUGGAAAGAUGAACGGUCCGCAACUAUCUCAAGCAUCAUUCAAAACACACAGCUUGCUUCAAAACAGGAACUUCUCGCCACAUCAUAACACAAAUAAUUCGAAAAACUUCAACGUACAAAAUCUGAUUGAAGGAAAGAGCUCGAGUGGUCAACAAAACGCUAAUAUCUUUUCACAUGCAAAAGGUGCAGAUAUGAUGCUUCCAGAGAAUAAUCGGUCCCUCAGCUCUCCUACGUCAACUAUCAGUAAGGCAAGUCUUUACAAUGCAGCAACCAAAGCGAAUUAUCCUCGCAGUAACUACUCCUACACCAAUGCUUUGAAACAAGCACAAACGCAUGGCAGCCAGCAAUCAUUAUUGGCCAAUGUUAAACCUCAAAUGCAUGAGAACAAAAUGUGGGAACAUAAUAAAAGCCAGAGCAGCAAAAAUACUGAGCCUAAUUUACCCACCAUUACAAUCGACGACGACAUUGAUCCACCUUUGAGGGAGAAAGUGAUUUACAAGCCGAACCUAAUUGAGCGAAAAAUGAAGCAUCAGAACCCCAGAUCACCAGCUACCGCGGGUGUUGCAGCAAAUUAUUCCAAACAAGCGCAUGGUAAAAAUGCAAUCCCACAAACUCAAUCCCCUGGGGGUAACUUCAAAGGUGCAGAUAAUCUACGGCAAUUGCAGAACGUAAAACCCUACAACCGCCAGUAUACAGAACAAAGAAAUGGUUCUACAUCAAAUAAAGCACCCGUUGAAGAUCAUCCACAGCCUAAAUCAAUGUCGAAUGCUUCUCCUAAUCCACAUGAUGCUAAAAAUAUGGGAGGACGGGGAAAAAUGCCGUCUAUUCGCAACAUCCCGGCACCGUUUCCAUCUGUAUGCAUGCCAGGUAGUAGCAAGGCUACUACAUCAUCUCAAUCCAAUGUGCACAAUUCUACAGCUCCCAACUACAGCCAGUCAAGUAUGCCACCGUCUUCCCAAGAUAAUGGAGGAACUCACUCGGCACAAACGUAUAGUAGUGUACAAAAUAUGCAACAAAAUCCAGAUAACGCGGAAUACCCAGCAAUGGGUAAAUCUUCAAACCAACGUAAAUCUGAAGGUGGAAAUUCCAAGGGCGAAACCGACAAUAUGUUAGCAAACGAGAAACAUCAAACUCAAUCGCCACCAACAUCGGCAUCUCAAGCUCAGCAGCAAUCACAACUGCAUGCAUCUCAAUCAUCAACUCCCACAUCCAAUCCCACUGUCCCGCACACAAACACCGAUCCACAAUACUCCAACUAUAGUCAAUCGCCACAAAACUCCAACCCGUACAAUCCUGGUUCUAAUGACCCUUCAUUCAACUACCCCCGGUCAGAAGUCUCACCCUACCAACAACCCUAUUCUGAUAUGUACGCUUCCGGCCCGCCUAACCCCUACGGCUACCCUCCAGCUCAACAUCAUCCACCGCCACAGGGAAGUUACCCUUACGGUGCAUAUUACGACCAUCAAAUGUACGGAAACUCAAGCACACAAAAUUACAGUGGCAGUGGUUCUAGUACUAACCCACCUCCCGCUGCUCCCCCUCAGCACGGUCAAUACCAUUAUCCCAAUUAUCAGGCACCUCCCUCCACCCCAUCCCAAUCAUCCGAUCCAUAUAAUUCUUACUACAAUUACCCACCAUACUCCUCGCAAGCGGGUCAGUGGCAACAGUAGGGAAAAACGAGGCUAUUGGAGUGAAUAGAUGAAAUCAAAAAUUGAAAGAAAAAUGUCAUCAUCAUUAGCGGAUUGAAUUGCUAUGAAGGAGGACAUAUUCCGAAGAGGUAAAAUUUAAGUCAGUAUUUUAUGGCUAACACUAGGAUUAAGUGAAUUUGUUCAGAUUUCCAAAAAACAAGAAAUUAAUGUUAUUGAGUAGUGAUUUAGAGAAGUAAGGUAAAUGUGAAAGAGAGAGGAAUGCGAACAGUAGUCAAGGCAAGAGCUAUUCAAAACUUCGUUACAAUAGUGGUCGGUGCUGAACCAAUCUCGGUCAGCACGUCUCCUGCAACAAUACAUUUCCAGGAUCGUUGGCGACUGACUGAUCGUUUCCGCCGAUCCGUGCACAAUAUUCGUCAUCAAAACAGUCUCCUCCCCCAUCUUCACGGGAAGGUUCAUCAUAUCGCUGGUUAGUAAUGUUACUAAAGUAUCCCGAUCCCCGGAACCAAUUCAUUUCCACGGCAUUGUGCAUUGACUGGCGGAACCCUGAAACAUAAGCGAGACUUCUCACAGAUCUAUUUAGAGCGAAUCGUACCGCAUAGUAAAAGUACCCAAAACCGUAAAUAUAUUCUGGUGUUUUAUCAAUAGAACCGCAUGCUAAUAGUAACUAACUCUACAAAGAAAUCUCCCCUAACUGAAUUUUAAAGGAUACAACUCUGGAUCGUGGUAUUGGACAAUUAGCGCCAAAUCUUGUUGUCAGUAUGAACUCAUCCAAGCGUCCGCGCACCAUUCAACUCACACUUUCAUGACUCAGAAAGAAUAGACUAAUUUCACCCACGAACCGACAAUAUAUAUUUAGUGAAAAAGACUGUUCGACGUAAUUACAUAAAGUUUUUAUUAAUUAAAAGGAUAACUGUCUGCAAAUACCAUAAAGUUAAUGUUGUAAAUUAAUUUUCAUAUGAACUAUUUUAAGGUGUCUUUAUUCAAUGCUGGUUUUAGUUAAGUACAUCUUUACAAACUGUGAUUGUUUUUUGAAAUUUUUUUAAUUUUCGAGGAGUACUUUUAAGUGAAAACUAACGGAAAUAAUUAUUAAAAUUAUAUUCGAUGACAUGUGUGCGUUGGAGUCGUAUACGCAUGCAUGCACAUGCUUUAGACUUCCCAUUAUUUUAUUGGAACAAUUUAUAUACAUACAUACACGCCCCUAAACUCAUUCUAGCUACAAUAUUGAUUAUAUGCAAAUCAAGCAUGCAAUUUAAUUGCAGUUCCUCUAGAACACACACUACGCAAGUCUUAGUUGUUCUUUAGUGUAUUUUAACAUGAACUAUUUAAGAAACUACAAUCUAGACGUUUAGUACUAUUUAGAGAAAAUAAAGAAGAAAUUUCAUUAGAAUCGAUGUGUAAAUUCAAUUUAGUGUCAAAUAAAAAACUAAUUAAAUG